This is a messenger RNA of Phragmites australis (common reed), 2039 nucleotides long. RefSeq lists its product as uncharacterized. The record is from RefSeq and is a predicted model, not a curated record. Gene Ontology annotation, molecular function: metal ion binding. The coding region runs from base 336 to 1622 and encodes 428 amino acids. NCBI's taxonomy places the organism in Eukaryota, Viridiplantae, Streptophyta, Magnoliopsida, Poales, Poaceae. The transcript has 5 exons.
CUCUCUCUCUCUCUCUCUCUCUCCGCCCCUCACCCUCUCCACCUCUCGCAAGCCCCAACCCUAACGGAACCCUCCCCUGGCCAAGCUCGUGCGGGGGAAGCGGUCCUCGCGGCGGGCGUCGCCGCGGCGGGGGUGUCAGAUCCGGCCCCGGUGCUGCGCUGCCGGGGUCUUUCGGCGACGGUGCGGUCGCGGAUGUUGGUCGGGCGGAUCGGGGCCCGGCGUUCGCCUGAUUUGAGCUAGGUAGCGUGGGGUUGCAAGGUUUGUGUCACAUGAAUUAACUCACAGCAGUCAGGUGAUCAAAAUGGUAGCAUAUUGAUUCCUUUUAUUGAAGCAAUAUGGGAGCUAAUUGCUGCAUAGCUACAAAGGAGAGGACACAGCCAUGUGUGGCUCCAGUAGAAGUUUCAGCAUACAGGAAUGUAAGACACUCGCCAUCAUGGAGCUUCCGAUGGGACAACCGCACACACAUAGAAGACAUAAUGGAACUUCCUACGCUGUUUUCCAACCAUAGUAGUGGAAGCAUUCGUCCUGAAACAAAGAGUGGUUCCAUUGCACCAACUGAAGGCCUUUCUAAUGGAAAUAGCCCUUCUGAUGUGUUUCAUAGGGCAAAGUGGCACAAAUCUGACAAGAAAGUGGAAACAUCUAAGGUUACAAAAGCUGAUCCUCAAGCUGAUCGUUCCAGAGCAAGUAAUUCUUCCCCUGAGGCAAAGCUUUCCAGGAAAUCAUUGGACAUGUUAAGUGUUGCUUCAUAUUCAAAGACAUCAAUAUCUGUUCCUUCAACGCCACCCUUAGUAUCCAGAGCAGAUGCUUCAUCCUCCAGGGGUCAUUCUCAACCAACUGACUCAGAUUCAAUGAAUAAAGCACGACGAUCACCAGGGUAUCAAUUGUAUAGACAGGUCUCGGACAGCAAAAUUCCAUCUCUCAGAUAUCUCAAUGAGAUCAGCUCUCCUGAGGGAAGGCCAUCAUCAUCCAUGCUCUCAGUCUGCAGCAAUGAUUUGUCGGCUGGAGGAUCCCAUGGUGAGUCAUCUGAUGGUUGGUCAAUGCGCACAUUUUCUGAAAUGGUUGCGACAUCCCAAAGAGAGAGGUGGUCAGUAGACAGUGAGCUCUUAGGUUCCAUUUCCAGUAAAAUGACAAGAUCAAAUGUUUCAAAUCCUAGUACCCUGCCCCCUGACCAAGAGGUGUGCAAGCUAUGUUUAAAGCUGUUGAAGGAAAGGUCUACAUGGAAUGCUCAGGAGCUGGCUGUUGUUGCUGUUUUAUUGUGUGGCCAUGUUUACCAUGCUGACUGUUUGGAUAGCAUAACUACAGAAGAUGACAAAUAUGAUCCUCCGUGCCCUGUAUGCACGCAUGGUGAGAAAUGUACAGUGAAGCUAUUCGGGAAGCUGGAAUCAAAUAUUAAGAACAAGUCAAAAAAUGUGGUAGUUGAUAUUGAUCUAGAUGGGAACAUUAAGCACCAGAAGAAAAGCAGAAGAGAGCCCAGGUUAGGUACAAGUUCCAGCAUGAAGGUCCCAUUUAGUCGGCCAUUUUUGAGGAGGCAUUUCUCAAUUGGUUCGCGGCCACCGCAGUUGGCCUCAGAGAGUGAGUCCGCAAGAAAGAAGGGCUUCUGGACGAGGCACUGGAGAGAGUAGACUAGCUCCCGAUCAUCAUAAGGAAGGAUCUUUAAGAGGGAGGCAAACUCCCUAGAAUGCAAGCAAGGUGAUGGAUCCUCCGUUCGAUGUCAAACUGGUACCAGGGCUGUCGAACAACCACCAUAUUGGAAUUGGAAGUUCCUCGCUGCGACGCUGCCAUCAUAUUCAGAAAGGCAGGCACCGCCCUGUGCUAUCACGGGAUAAUAUAAUAACGUUUCUUAUACCAUGCGACACAGGGCUGUUUGGACACCCAAGUUGCAGUUUUUAGUUAGUGUCAUCUAGUCUAACAGACAAUGGUAUGGCCUUAAGGAUGUAAGGCUCUAUGCCGGGUUGCAAGGUUAUAGCCCAGCAUGCUAGAUUAUUUAUUGUAUCCGCAGUCGUUCUAUAUGAUUGGUUAUGGCACCCUUUAUUGUUUGA